Bipolaris sorokiniana ND90Pr is the source of this 773-nucleotide messenger RNA. RefSeq lists its product as uncharacterized. The transcript is spliced from 3 exons. The record is from RefSeq and is a predicted model, not a curated record. Gene Ontology annotation, biological process: P-body assembly; mRNA splicing, via spliceosome. Lineage: Eukaryota; Fungi; Ascomycota; Dothideomycetes; Pleosporales; Pleosporaceae. Bases 50 to 340 code for a protein of 96 amino acids. Gene Ontology annotation, cellular component: P-body; Lsm1-7-Pat1 complex; U4/U6 x U5 tri-snRNP complex. Gene Ontology annotation, molecular function: RNA binding.
CUCGACACCAUUCGCCGAGCUCCAAACACCGCACGCCCAAUAGCCCGCCAUGGACGAAAAAGAAGAGACCAACGAGCCCCUCGACCUUGUGCGUCUCUGCAUUGACGAGAUUGUCAUUGUCAAAUUGCGCGGCGACCGCGAACUAAAAGGCAGGCUUCAUGCUUACGAUUCCCACUGCAACCUAGUCCUCGGCGACGUCGAGGAAACGAUAUACCUUGCCGAGGAAGACGAUGACGACCAAGAACCCCGCGUGCGGACAAUCAAGAAGCAGAGUGAGAUGCUCUUCAUAAGAGGUGACUCGGUAGUCCUGAUUGCACCGGCAGAAGGAACAUCGCAAUGAUCACUCUCUAUUCGAACCCAAGUAGAAAAUACAUAGGUCUGCCGCCCAUAGAACCUACUGCAGUUGGACUAUGGCCAGUCAAGCAGUCAUCGACGAGAUACCCGAGUUUGGAGAUAGCAUGGCACAUUGGUUGGCGCAGACGUAAAGUCAGCAACAUGACUAACAGACACGACGCUUGCAUACCGGGCUCAGUGGACAGUCGCACCACACUUGUCAAGCGAAGUCUCUCGGCCAGUCUUGUCGUGCUCAAACAAAGCGAGUGCUAGAUCAUAGCUUAAAGUCAGACAUAAUGUACCUCUUGCCCCUGUCGUGUGCUUCCGUUAGAACAACAUAUUCGUUUUUCACUAGAUAUAUACUGCUGCGCUUCGUAAACAAUGUCAGUAGCAUCGUCACAAAUUGGCUGGGCGCAGGGUUUAAGAUGCAAACAUUAAGU